Penicillium expansum is the source of this 1293-nucleotide messenger RNA. RefSeq names its product Major facilitator superfamily domain, general substrate transporter. Lineage: Eukaryota; Fungi; Ascomycota; Eurotiomycetes; Eurotiales; Aspergillaceae. Gene Ontology annotation, biological process: transmembrane transport. The record is from RefSeq and is a predicted model, not a curated record. Bases 1 to 1293 code for a protein of 430 amino acids. Gene Ontology annotation, cellular component: fungal-type vacuole membrane. The transcript is spliced from 2 exons. Gene Ontology annotation, molecular function: transmembrane transporter activity.
AUGGACGAUCAACACCUCACACCAUUGGCAUCAAAAAAGCUGUCAGAUGAUACCCUCAACACCAGUGAAAAUGACGAGAAAAGCAUCUGUGAUUCCGACAGAGCACCAGAUGGAGGUCUUCGAGCAUGGCUCACUACAGCCGGAGCUGCUUGCACUUUCUUUGCAGCCCUGGGUUUUGCAAACUCAUUCGGUAUUUUCGAAGAAUACUAUCUUUCACACCAACUGAAAGAUCAAUCAGCAGAUAAGGUUGCAUGGAUUGGAUCACUAUCAGCUUUCAUUCAGCUCGCAACAGGCGCCGUUGGGGGGCCAUUGUUUGAUCGGUAUGGGGCCUGGGUUAUCCGACCUGCGGCAAUACUUUAUGUAUUUUCCUUGAUGAUGACAAGCUUAUGCGAGAAAUAUUGGCAGUUCAUGCUUGCACAAGGCGUUCUACUCGGCGUCUCCAUGGGCCUCUUGCAAUUCCCAUCAAUGGCAGCAGUGAUGCAGUAUUUUGACAAAAAUAUUGCAGCAGCUUUGGGUGCAGCGGUCGCUGGCUCAUCCAUUGGUGGUGUGGUUAUUCCCAUCGCUCUAUCGAAGAUGCUGAAUAGUACAUCGCUGGGAUUUGGCUGGUCCGUCCGAAUCAUUGCAUUCGUUGUGACCCCACUGCUAGCAUUUUCAUGCCUAACAGUCAAGGCCCGGUUACCACCCCGAAGAACGACAUUUUACAUUCCUUCUGCUUUUACCAAAGUUGACUUUUGCCUCCUUGUGUCAGCAAUGUUCUUUAUGUUCUUUGGCUUUUUCACUCCUUUGUUCUAUAUUCCGACAUAUGCAGUCUCUCGGGGUAUGGAUGCUACUCUGGCCUCAUAUCUACUUGCGAUUCUCAACGCUGCUUCGACUUUUGGUCGUGUGAUUCCAGGUGUUUUGGCAGACAGAUUCGGUCGAUUAAAUGUUUUGUCGUUGGGUGGGACCAUCACUGGCAUCAUUAUAUUCUGCAUGAACAAAGCAGAGUCCAACCCAGCUUUGAUAGUGUACUCGAUUGCCUUCGGAUUCUGGUCUGGGACAAUUAUUUCUGGUGCGUCCGCUGUACUUUCGAUCUUGGUCCCAAAUCCCAGAGUAUCUGGCACGUAUCUGGGAAUGGCAUUGGGGGUUUCUUCAAUGGCUGUUCUGAUUGGACCCCCAGUUAAUGGUGCACUUGUCAACAAGUACCAUGGAUAUUUUGAGGUUUCAAUGUUGAGCGGCACAGUAUGUGUGCUUGGAGGGCUUCUUGCCCUUGUUAUAAAGACACAAACUCCUCAAGGCCUCAUGGGACGGGUGUGA